AUGGCUCUCUUGAAGCGGCUGCCAGCGCAGCUGUCAGUGGCAGCAAGGUGUUCUGGAAGCCUAAGAUCCUUCUCAGCUAUUCCAGAGGCUGUCGAGGAUGACGAGACUGUGACGGUGACUGUCAACCCAUACAAGCUGCACCGCCUGGAUGAGGGCCCUCCAACAGAGGUGGAGACAUCCAAGGGCGAGCUGCUGGGCAUGUUUAAGACCAUGUACACUAUGCGGCGCAUGGAGCUCGCCGCGGACCUUCUUUACAAGCAGAAGCUGGCUCGUGGCUUCCUGCACUUGGCAGAUGGCCAGGAAGCAGUCCCCACAGGCAUGGAGGCAGCUUUGACCUUCCAGGACAGCAUCAUCCAGAGCUACAGGGAUCACUGCACAUUCCUUGGCAGAGGUGGUACGGUGAGAGAGGUGAUAGCAGAGCUGCUGGGGAAGGAGACUGGCGCUGCCAGGGGCUUGGGCGGCAGCAUGCAUCUGUACAAGAAGGAACACAACUUCUAUGGGGGAGAGGGCAUUGUCGGCACCCAUAUACCAUUGGGAGCUGGCUUGGGUCUGGCGCACAAGAUAAGGAAAGAUGGCCACGUGGCGCUUGCACUGUAUGGAGACGGAGCAGCCAACCAGGGGCAGGUCGCAGAGGCAUACAACAUGGCGGCGAUCUGGGAUCUGCCGGUGAUCUUUGUGAUCGAGAACAACCACUACGGAAUGGGGACGUCCGACCGGAGGGCGUCAAAGAGCGCGCAGUACUACACUCGCGGGGAUUAUAUUCCAGGGGUCUGGGUUGACGGCAUGGAUGCCCUGUCUGUCAAGAGCGCCACCGCCUUUGCCAAGCAGCAUGUGCUGCAGCACGGACCCUUGAUGCUGGAAAUGGACACGUACCGGUACCACGGCCAUUCAAUAUCAGACCCUGGCAGCACGUACCGGACACGUGAUGAGAUCCAGGGCAUCCGCCGCGCGCGCGACCCCAUCGAGCAUGUGCGCAACCUGCUGCAGGAGCACAGCUUCGCAGACUCUGGGGAGCUGAAACGCAUCGAAAAGGACAUCAAAAAGGAUGUUGCUGACCAGAUUGAGCAGGCCAAGCAGGAUGCAUAUCCGCCCAUAGAGAACUUGUGGCUCAACAUCUACAAGGACGGCCUGGGUGCCAAGCUGCGCGGCAUGGAAAUGGGGCGCCCCAAGAUCCAGUUGCCAGAAGGCUCUGCCAAGUGA
Messenger RNA from Coccomyxa subellipsoidea C-169, 1200 nucleotides. Its product is annotated as putative pyruvate dehydrogenase e1 alpha subunit. Lineage: Eukaryota; Viridiplantae; Chlorophyta; Trebouxiophyceae; Coccomyxaceae. The record is from RefSeq and is a predicted model, not a curated record. The transcript is spliced from 6 exons. The coding region runs from base 1 to 1200 and encodes 399 amino acids. Gene Ontology annotation, molecular function: oxidoreductase activity, acting on the aldehyde or oxo group of donors, disulfide as acceptor.